This is a messenger RNA of Vicia faba (fava bean), 2517 nucleotides long. The record is from the annotation of a GenBank genome assembly. Lineage: Eukaryota; Viridiplantae; Streptophyta; Magnoliopsida; Fabales; Fabaceae.
AUGGGCUUCAAGCUCAAUGUGUUGCUGUUGGUGAUACUUGCAACUUCACUUAUUUCUCAAGAUGAAGCUUCUGUGUCUUAUGAUUAUAAAGCUAUCACCAUUAAUGGUCAAAGAAGAAUACUGCUUUCUGGUUCCAUUCAUUACCCCAGAAGUACUCCUGAGAUGUGGCCAGAUCUUAUCCAAAAGGCUAAAGAAGGAGGAUUGGAUGUGAUUCAAACUUAUGUUUUCUGGAAUGGACAUGAACCUUCACAAGGCAAAUAUUAUUUUGAGGGGAACUAUGAUUUGGUAAAGUUCAUAAAGCUAGUACAACAAGCUGGUCUCUAUGUUCAUCUGAGAAUUGGUCCUUAUGCUUGUGCUGAAUGGAACUUUGGAGGCUUCCCUGUUUGGCUCAAGUACAUUCCAGGUAUCAGUUUCAGAACAGACAAUGGACCAUUUAAGUUUCAAAUGCAAAGAUUUACUACUAAGAUUGUGAAUAUAAUGAAAGCUGAAAGGUUGUAUGAAUCACAGGGUGGUCCAAUAAUUCUAUCUCAGAUUGAAAAUGAAUAUGGACCUAUGGAGUACGUACUCGGUGCUCCUGGUAAAGCCUAUACUCAGUGGGCAGCACAUAUGGCUGUAGGACUUAGUACCGGUGUUCCAUGGGUGAUGUGCAAACAAGAUGAUGCUCCUGAUCCUAUUAUUAAUACUUGCAAUGGUUUCUAUUGUGAUUAUUUCUCUCCAAAUAAGGCUUACAAACCAAAGAUGUGGACAGAAGCUUGGACUGGCUGGUUUACCGGCUUUGGAGGUCCGGUUCCUCAUAGACCUGCUGAGGAUUUGGCAUUUUCGAUUGCAAAGUUUAUACAGAAAGGGGGAUCAUUUAUCAACUACUACAUGUAUCACGGUGGAACAAAUUUUGGAAGAACUGCUGGUGGUCCCUUUAUCGCCACAAGCUAUGAUUAUGAUGCACCUCUUGAUGAAUACGGGCUUCUCAGGCAACCAAAGUGGGGUCAUUUGAGGGAUUUACACCGAGCAAUAAAACUCUGCGAACCUGCUUUAGUUUCUGCAGAUCCUACCGUAGUUCGUCUUGGAAACUAUGAAGAGGCUCAUGUUUUUAGAUCAAAAUCCGGAGCUUGUGCUGCGUUCCUUGCGAACUACAAUCAACGAUCUUAUGCAACAGUGGCGUUCGGCAAUCAGCAUUACAACUUACCUCCUUGGUCUAUCAGCAUUCUUCCUAACUGCAAGCACACUGUUUAUAACACUGCAAGGGUUGGUUCUCAGAGCGCAGAGAUGAAAAUGAGCCGCGUUCCUAUUCACGGUGGACUCUCUUGGAAAGCAUUUAAUGAAGAGACAACAACUACCGAUGAUAGUUCCUUCACUGUCACUGGUCUUUUGGAGCAGAUUAACGCAACCAGAGAUUUAUCUGAUUACUUGUGGUACUCUACAGAUGUUGUGAUCAAUUCCAAUGAAGGAUUCUUUAGGAAUGGAAAGGAUCCUGUUCUUACAGUAUUAUCUGCUGGUCAUGCUUUGCAUGUUUUCAUCAAUGGUCAGCUUUCAGGAACUGCAUAUGGAAGUGUGGAGUUCCCCAAACUAACUUUUAGUGAGGGUGUGAAGCUUAGAGCUGGUGUUAACAAAAUUUCCCUCCUAAGUGUUGCAGUUGGACUUCCGAAUGUUGGUCCACAUUUUGAAACAUGGAAUGCUGGUGUUCUCGGUCCAAUUUCGUUGAAUGGUCUCAAUGAGGGGAGAAGGGACUUAACAUGGCAGAAAUGGUCAUACAAGGUUGGUCUUAAAGGUGAAGCCUUGAGUCUUCAUUCUCUCAGUGGAACUUCCUCGGUUGAUUGGCUUCAAGGAUAUUUAGUUUCUCGAAAGCAGCCAUUGACUUGGUACAAAACUACUUUUGACGCUCCGCUUGGAGUUGCACCGUUGGCUUUAGACAUGAUAAGUAUGGGAAAAGGUCAAGUCUGGUUAAACGGACAACACCUCGGUCGCUACUGGCCUGCUUAUAAAGCAUCCGGUUCUUGUGAUUAUUGCAAUUACGCAGGAACUUAUAAUGAGAAAAAAUGUGGAACCAACUGCGGCGAGGCCUCUCAACGAUGGUAUCAUAUUCCUCAUUCAUGGCUGAAACCAACCGGAAAUUUAUUGGUUAUGUUUGAGGAGUUGGGUGGGAAUCCAAAUGGAGUGUUUUUGGUUAGAAGGGAUAUAGAUAGUGUUUGUGCGGAUAUUUACGAGUGGCAGCCAAAUCUCGUUAGUUAUCAGUUGCAAGCUUCUGGUAAAGUUAGCGUUCCCGUGAGUCCAAAAGCACAUCUGGCAUGUGGUCCGGGACAAAAAAUAUCGUCAAUCAAAUUUGCUAGCUUUGGAACUCCAGUAGGGUCUUGUGGAAACUAUCGCGAAGGAGGAUGUCAUGCUCACAAGUCAUACGAUGCCUUUCAAACGAAUUGUGUCGGUCAGAGUUCAUGCGCCGUGACAGUGUCACCUGAAAUUUUUGGAGGUGAUCCAUGUCCACAUGUGAUGAAGAAACUCUCAGUAGAGGCCAUUUGCACCUGA